Mesitornis unicolor (brown roatelo) is the source of this 1269-nucleotide messenger RNA. RefSeq names its product E3 ubiquitin-protein ligase RNF170-like. NCBI's taxonomy places the organism in Eukaryota, Metazoa, Chordata, Aves, Mesitornithiformes, Mesitornithidae. The record is from RefSeq and is a predicted model, not a curated record. The coding region runs from base 59 to 829 and encodes 256 amino acids. The transcript is spliced from 7 exons. Gene Ontology annotation, molecular function: ubiquitin protein ligase activity.
UGUGCCUCAGCAAUUACUAACCUCAGACCUUGCAGAGACCUGCUUUACCAGAGCUGUGAUGGGCAGUCACCAAACAGAAGUUCAGAGUCUGAAGCUAGAUAAUGAUUCAGUAAUAGAAGGAAUAAGUGACCAGGUACUGGUGGCAGUUGUGCUCAGUUUCACUUUCAUUGCUGCUCUGGUAUAUACACUUCUAAGAAAUGAACAUCAGAACAUACACCCAGAAAAUCAAGAGCUAGUGCGAGCUCUUCGUCAGCAGCUUCAGACUGAGCAGGAUGCUUCUGUUGGUGAUAGGCAUCGCUUCUAUACAGAUAUGUCCUGUCCAGUCUGUUUGCAACAGGCUACAUUUCCUAUAGAAACAAACUGUGGACAUCUCUUCUGUGGUUCCUGCAUUAUUGCCUACUGGAGAUAUGGCUCAUGGCUUGGUGCCAUCCGUUGUCCAAUCUGCAGACAAACGGUAACAUUGUUUUUACCACUCUUCGGUGAAGAUCAGCAGGAUGCAACCCAAGUACUUCAAGAUGUUAAUGACUACAAUCGGAGAUUCUCAGGACAGCCCAGAUCUAUUAUGGAAAGAAUUAUGGAUCUACCCACUUUAUUGAGGCAUGCUUUCAGGGAGAUGUUUUCUGUUGGAGGCCUCUUCUGGAUGUUUCGCAUCAGAAUAUUCCUCUGCUUGCUUGGAGCCUUGCUUUACCUGGCUUCACCUUUGGAUUUUCUUCCUGAAGCCCUCUUUGGAAUUCUGGGGUUCUUGGAUGAUUUCUUUGUCAUUUUUCUUCUGCUGAUAUAUAUCUCUAUCAUGUACCGAGAAGUGGUAACACAGCGGCUGAAUAGAUGAAAUGGGUGGAAAUGGCCCAAAUGCAGAGGCAGUUGUGGAAUGUUUUAGACAGAGAACCAUAACAUAAGUAUGACAUAGCAAGGCGCCUGUGUACAGUUCCAGUAGUUACAAUGUCAUAGCUGGUCACCUUACAUGAAUAUGAAGGGUUAGUAUGUGGUGAUGCUUAACUGGAAUCUUUAAUUUGUGUAUUACAUACGCUUUAUAAGAAUGAGGUUAGUUUUAUAACAUAAUAAACUACCUUAAUCUGUUUCCACCUGAUGAACAGCUGUAUGUAAUCAAAGCAAAAAAUACUUUUUUUGUGUGUGUGUGGUUUGUGAAAAAGGAGUUCUAGUAAAGGACUUCUAAAAUAAAUCCAUUUGGGUAAUAUAUAAGGAAAUUCGGAACUUCUUCACAGUACAGUUACCACAACUAAAUUGUUUAAUGUCUCCCUGUUGUGAGCU